This is a messenger RNA of Physcomitrium patens, 1451 nucleotides long. Lineage: Eukaryota; Viridiplantae; Streptophyta; Bryopsida; Funariales; Funariaceae. The record is from RefSeq and is a predicted model, not a curated record.
GUUUUCUCAAGGGGCGAUCAUUUUCCUCGCCAAUGUUGCUUUUCUCCGUGAAUCCUCAACGAUGGAAGGUCUCUCUAAUCCUCAAUUGAUCUUGGCUGGAAGGAUAUCCUCAUUUGUUUUGUUUGAACUGGUCCUCCAGCUCAUGAUUAGCUAUUGAAACUCUCUCGCUUUGAGGUGUAAUGCGUCUGUCAAGGCUGCAACGCCGUCACUAUACGGCGUUUCUUCUUCAUGCCAUGACGAAGUUGAAUUAGACACCUAAAAAUCACUCGAUCCGUACGCAGACAUUCAAGCCACAUAAUAUGACCAAAUAUUGCGCAAUCAGAUUCUUCCACGAGCGAUACUUGCCAUGCCUUGAAAGGAAACUGCGGAGGAGCUUUCCAGAUGAAACUAGUGUUCAAUUCCAUAGCCUUCUCUCGCUUUGGAUCGCAAGCAAGUUACAUGAGACGCCACCUUUAUCAAUCAGAAAACUUCAAAAUAUCGCCAAAAAGCUUAUCCCGGAUCAUUACUAUACGAAAAAAGACUUCAUAGAUGCGGUCAGUUCGCACAUUCCUAUUCAAAAUCAGAAACAGGAAAUUAAAUUUCUAGAGGCAAUCGAUUUUGACCUUAAGACCGGACCUCUUUUGAGCACGUACAUUGAAGAGCUUCUGAGUGAAAUCAGGGGAAAGUCCAAGGAGAUUGCAAAACUGGUUUCUCUUGAGCUUUGUUUGGCGAUUCUUGAUCUCUUGUAUGUUUGCGAGGACGAAAUUCUACUAGCUACACCCGUUGAACUGACUGGUGCAUCAAUCCUGGUUGCUGCGUACUUGUUGGUUGUGCCUAUUACGAAGUCCAACUUUCCAAUAUUGACAUGGUUACACCUAUCAUCGAACACAAGCACUGGCAGCUUAAAGGAGUGCACUAGAAGAAUAUUGAAAUGUGUUCUAGCCGGUAUCAAUUCUACAGAAACAGCCGACAGUGUGUUGGAACACAUUUUCUGAUGCACACGCAAAUUAAUGCGUGAUCUCCAUCGACAUGAGCAUAUAUGGUGAUGAAAUGGGAGCAAAUUUACGGGAGUGAGAAGAGGAACUCGGACUCUUGGCACUGAGAGAACAAGAUCAUUUUGAAAUCAGUAUACGGAUUUUAAGUUUUGCGCGAGGGAGUCCAAGUCUAAGAGCUUCAAGAUGUAGCAUUUUCUGAUGUGCUUGCCCAUUCUUCGGCGGCUGUCCAUCAGAAGUAGAUAAUAGUUCAUUUUACUUGACAAAUUUUUUGAAAGCAUUAUUGUCAAAAGUAAAGCAUAUUCUGAUUUGACAAUAUUUGUCAGCACUGCUUUCACUGGUCCGAAGAUAGUUGCCCAAAGUUACAAAAGUAUUGGUUGGCAUUCAGGUAUGAUACGAGAACUGUAAAUGCAUGUUUUCGUCCAUCAAACUGUGAUGAAAUAAAGAACUGUUGGAGAUGAAUUCUUUUUAAUAAUCCAA